AUGUUUCAGGCCACACCGGCCAAUCAGGCGAUCAAGCGCAAGGAGAAGAGCAUCCCCCGCUAUGAUGAGACGCGAGUGAAGGCUGGACGCGGGCGACCCUCACGAUCGGCAAUAAAACGGCCGAUUGUGGCCCCGGUGUUUGACCGUGCACGAAAGCGCGUCCAGCCCCUAUCCGGCUCUUCCAAGAAGAUUGUGGGAGAGACAAAGUGGGCUGGGACUUAUGCAGCACAGGCACAUCACCGGCAUCGGGUGCGAUCUGAAUGGCCGAUAACCGCACCAAGUGGGAAUACCCUCGGGGCUGGUCGGAAGGGUGGAGUGUAG
Molecule: messenger RNA, 321 nt
Organism: Penicillium cosmopolitanum
Lineage: Eukaryota; Fungi; Ascomycota; Eurotiomycetes; Eurotiales; Aspergillaceae
Exons: 2
Coding region: 1-321 (106 amino acids)
Source: RefSeq, a predicted model, not a curated record